UCGAACACAUAGAGCUUAAACCCAAGCUCCAACACCAUUGAGUCCUAAUGCUAAAGCUCCUCCCAUGGCGUCCAUCGCCUCCCAAAACCCAACCAAUUUUCAACACCUCUCGCCUCUUCUCCCACUCUCUCCGCCGCCACGACGACGGCGACGACGACCCUCCUUUCUCUCCAAUCUCCAAACCCCAACAACCCACGAAGAAGAAAAACAACAAGAAGAAGAAGGAUCCUGAACCGAGUCCAAGUCCGAAGAAAGCUCCGACCAAACCUCUGAAGUCGGACCUUCCCUUCGACUUCAGGUACUCGUAUUCCGAGACCAAUCCCUCCGUGGAGCCCAUCGGGUUCCGAGAAUCCCCUAAGUUCUCUCCUUUCGGACCGGGCCGGCUCGACCGGAAAUGGACCGGCACCGCCGCCCCGGCCCAAGGGGAAGUUGACCGGGUUAAGGUGGCGGAGGAGCGGAGACGGAUUCUCGGAGAGCCGCUUACGGAGGAGGAAGUUUCGGAGCUGGUCGAACGCUACCGCCAUAACGACUGUGCUCGCCAAAUCAAUUUGGGGAAGGAGGGAGUCACUCACAACAUGUUGGAUGAUAUCCAUAACCAUUGGAAGCGAGCUGAAGCUGUGAGGAUCAAGUGUUUGGGUGUGCCAACUCUUGAUAUGGACAAUGUCUGCUCUCACCUUGAGGAAAAAUCUGGCGGGAAGAUUAUUUACCGGCACAUCAAUGUCCUGCUCAUAUACGGGGGUCGGAACUACGAUCCCAAGAAUCGGCCGGUUAUACCUCUGAUGAUGUGGAAGCCCUAUGCACCCAUUUACCCAAAGCUUGUGAAGAAUGUUGCUGAUGGCUUAACAUUUGAGGAAACCAAGGAGUUGAGAAACAGGGGACUAAACUCUCACCCCCUUAUGAUACUUACCAGGAAUGGCAAUUAUGUGAAUGUUGUGGAGAGAGUAAGGGAGGCGUUUAAGACCGAAGAGGUAGUGAGACUCGACUGCAAACAUGUUGGUACCACUGACUGCAAAAGGAUAGGCGUGAAACUAAGGGAUCUGGUACCCUGUGUGCCUAUAUUAUUCAAGGAUGAGCAGAUCAUACUCUGGAGGGGAAAAACAGAUAAUGACAAGACUGAUGAGGAUUGAUGGAAGUUAAUACAUUUAUAUGCUGAAAAAUGAUUGGUCCAUUAUUCAAGAGUUUCCUGAACUAGGGCUUCCAACUUCCAUGUCAGCUCGUGGAUGCAAUUGCUGAUUCGCCCGGCACGAUCAGAGAGACUGAGAAAUUCAACCGAGUCAACCUUGUUAGUUUUAUGGUGCCAAAAGAAUCUUCCUCAGUUCAUGUCUCUUCUCAGCAACACAUC
This is a messenger RNA of Morus notabilis, 1342 nucleotides long. RefSeq names its product CRS2-associated factor 2, mitochondrial. Bases 48 to 1127 code for a protein of 359 amino acids. The transcript is spliced from 6 exons. Gene Ontology annotation, molecular function: RNA binding. Lineage: Eukaryota; Viridiplantae; Streptophyta; Magnoliopsida; Rosales; Moraceae. Gene Ontology annotation, biological process: Group II intron splicing. The record is from RefSeq and is a predicted model, not a curated record.